AGUGCCAUUAAAUACAAAAGGUAAAUAGAUCGACACAUCCAGCUUUCCUGGUUAUUUCCUGCAAUCAUGCUCAUUCCAUCCAAAGCACUCCAGAUUUCUUCUCAAUCGCUGCAGAUCUGUUGCGGCAGUAAUGGUGAGUUUUUUGGGUAUGAAAAUUUUAGGAACCUGAUUGUCAAAAGCCAGAAAUCAAUUGUCAACCAAACAGGGAUUGGGUCUUCUGACAUUGGGUUGCUGGAGUGCAGUUCCUCACGUACAGCGGAUGGACGGGUCAAUCAUAGGCAGAUGUCGUUUUGGUUGUAAAACCUUGUCAAUAUUGAUUUGUAAGGACACCAGGCAUUCAGAUAUAUGCAGUCAAAUUUGUUCCAGGUUUAAAGAAUUGCAGGUUGAUGAAAUCGAGUUGACAUAUGCAGUUAAAGAACACUCAUCUUGUCUUCUGGAGACUGACAUGGAUGUUCGUGUGUUGCAUCUUUCGUUAUGUAACGAAAAUAUAAAUGCGGUGGAUAUAAAUGUCAUACAUAGGGGAAGUAAAGUAUCUGGCAAUGGUGAACAAGACAAGAUGGAUUCAUCCGAUAGUGAAGGUAAUAUGUCAAUUGAUGAAAAUGAGUAUUUGGGAAAGUAUGCCGCAAAGGAAGGUAGACUUUAUUUGUCCCAUGAGUGGAAAACAUAUAUUAGGGAGGUAGGGCAGAAGUAUGAAGGUGGGGUUACCGAGUUUAGGAUCAAAUUGUGCAAAUAUGCUUUUGAGAAGGGGUUUAGGUUCAUUUAUGUUAAAAAUGAUUUGAAGCGUGUGACAGCGGAGUGUUUGAAUAAGCAAAGUGAAAAUUGUCCUUGGCGCGUUCAUGCCACUGUAAAUCCGAUGAAUGGCUUCUUCUACAUUAAAUAUUUGAUGAAUGAGCAUACUUGCAAGGGCAGGAUUCGCACUCGUCAAAGACGUUUUAUGGGCUCGAAAAUUGUUUCCUCAGUUGUAGCUGAACAAAUUCGAACAAAACCUUAACUUAAACCAGUGGACAUCGUCACAGAUUUCAAGCAAAAUUAUGGCUUGAACAUCUCAUAUUAUAAUGCCUGGUAUGGUAAAGAAUUGGCCAAAAAACAAGUCCACGGUGAUGAAGCUUUCUCCUACAGACUUUGUCACAAUCUGCGUGUAAAAAAUCUGUCUAUUCAAUUUCUCAACUUGCCAUGAAAGCUGGGAUGUCUCAGACGUGCUAAAUUGUGACCAUCGAACCUUCUGAGUAUCUGUAAUAUUCAAACCUAAUCUGAAACCCCAACAAUUCUGCAUUGAAGAAGCAAAGGAAUCAAUAGAGAUUGGGUUCAAAGGAGAAUAACUGUUUGUAGCAACGUGAAAUCUGGGAUAUGUUUAAGAUAAUUUCCUUUUCUAUCUCAAUGACAACUGUGGUAAAUGGAUUCAGAUUAUGACGUGAAUUAUUAUUUCCAAUUCAAGGGAUAAGGGG
Messenger RNA from Prunus mume (Japanese apricot), 1445 nucleotides. RefSeq lists its product as uncharacterized. Lineage: Eukaryota; Viridiplantae; Streptophyta; Magnoliopsida; Rosales; Rosaceae. The record is from RefSeq and is a predicted model, not a curated record.